This is a messenger RNA of Carassius gibelio (silver crucian carp), 5938 nucleotides long. RefSeq names its product gastrula zinc finger protein XlCGF8.2DB-like. The record is from RefSeq and is a predicted model, not a curated record. Gene Ontology annotation, biological process: regulation of transcription by RNA polymerase II. NCBI's taxonomy places the organism in Eukaryota, Metazoa, Chordata, Actinopteri, Cypriniformes, Cyprinidae. The coding region runs from base 87 to 1322 and encodes 411 amino acids. The transcript is spliced from 3 exons. Gene Ontology annotation, molecular function: DNA-binding transcription factor activity; RNA polymerase II cis-regulatory region sequence-specific DNA binding.
UAUGACGUCAUAAAACCGCGCCACGCUGUGAUUCGACUGAAGAAAGAAAACUGAAGUUGAGAUCCAGGUGACACACUAUUAUAAAGAUGGCAUUUAUUAAGGAGGAGACUGAAGACGUCACUGAAGAACCAUUCAGAGUCAAACAAGAAGAUUCUGAGGAACAAACAAAGAUGGCGUUCAUUAAGGAGGAGAUUGGAGAUGUGAAGAUUGAAGAAGUAUUCAGUCUGAAACAAGAAGAAAGUGAGGAACAAACAGACCUGAUGCCAUUGAAAGAGGAGAUUCAAGAGCUCAAUGAUAUGGAAGAAGAAUAUCAAUGUGAGAAACCUCAUCAGUUCAUGACUGGAGAAAAAUAUUUUAGCAACUCAAAUACUGAAAAAACAUCCUCACAAAACAAAGGCCAAAUGAAAGAGCAAACUGGAAAGAGCCCUUUCACUUGCCAACAGUGUGGAAGAAGUUUCAAUCACAAACAAGCCCUUAAGAGGCACCUCAAAAUUCACACCGGAGUAAAGCCUUUCACUUGCAAACAGUGUGGAAGAAGUUUCAGUCUCAAACAAACCCUUGACAGGCACAUGAACAUUCACACUGGAGUGAAGCCUUUCGCCUGCCAACAGUGUGGAAAGAGAUUCUCUGACAAAACACAUCUCAACACCCAUGUGAGUCUUCACACUGGAGAGAGACCUUUUACCUGCUCUCAGUGUGGAAAGUGUUUUACACAGAAAAAACACCUUAAUAUCCACAUGAGUCUUCACACUAGACGAUGCCCACACACCUGCAAACAGUGUGGGAAGAGUUUCUCACAAAAAGGAAAUCUUAAGACCCACAUGAGAGUUCACACUGGAGAAAAGCCAUUCACAUGCGAUCAGUGUGGAAAGAGUUUUAAACAAAAAAAAAACCUUAAUGUCCACAUGCAAACUCAUACUAUGAGAUUUACAGAAAACCUUAACAAUCACAUUAAGAUUUACACAAGAGAGGGGACUUUUAUAUGUCAUCAAUGUAGAAGGAGUUUUAAAGACAGCAAAUGCCUGAAGAAUCAUGUAAAAACUCACGCUGGAGAGAAGCCUUUCAUGUGCGAUCACUGUGGAAAGACUUGCGCAAACAAAGCAAACCUUGAGAAUCACAAGAGAGUUCACAGUGGAGAGAAGCCAUUCAUCUGCCCUCAGUGUGGAAAGAGUUUCCUGUACAAAGGAAACCUUAAGAUUCACAUGAGAGUUCACACUGGAGAGAGGCCUUACAAGUGUCUUCAGUGUGAGAAGACUUUCAUGUAUCACUCAAGCUUGAAACGUCAUUUAAAGACUCGGGCCUGUUUCACACCUCAAGCUUGAGCUUGACGUCAGCAUGGCUGCAGCUGCAGACUCGUGAAGGUAUUCACUAGGGAUGUGUGGGUCUAGUUGACUAAACGGUACAGCUCCAGCUAGUCGACACUGGAAACAAUUAGUCAAUUAAACAAGACAGAGAAAACAAAUUUUUUUCAUAAAACUGAUUAACAUAAUUUCUGUGUUACAUUAAAUAAGUUAAAAUAAAACGUUUGGAAAAAGAACACUGUUUCAAAGGUGUAUCUUGGCGGAAACUCAGUUUUUACUUCAGAUCUUGCAUGCAUUUUCUUCGUGUCUGUAGCAGCAAGCUCAAAAAUGAUCAAAUGGAAGAUGAGCAAGGAUUGUUAAGAAUGAGAAGAAAACUGUCAAGUUUUGUGUAAACUGUGUAAUGUCAAAUUGGCUUAAUAACUACUGGAGCGAUGUGUAAUCAUAUUCAGCACAGGCACAAAAGCCUUUAGCUUCUGCUCUCAAUCAGGAGAGCACUAGAGUGACUGUAGCAUUGGUUUCGACAGUAGUUGAACAAUAAUUUAAAACCAGACUGUUUAGACCUUAGAAAUCUUACUUUUUCAACAUGGUAGACCGCUGCUGUGUGCCAGGAUGCCAGAACAGAUGGGAUAAGGCUAGAGUUGCCAACCGUCCUGGCUAAGACAGUCCUGGUUAUUGGUUUUGUUUUAUGGGUCCCAUAAGUGACCUCUCUUGGCCCAUUUCUUGCCCCUUCACGAAGUAUCGCUCGCAAUACAGAUAAAUCCGUCCACGUUUUUACUUCAGUGAUUCAGGUUUGGCAAAUACAAACAACAUGAUUAUUUUUAAGCAGUCCAACAUCCAGCUGUGCAAGAAAAUAUGCAAUCUACCUGAGACGUGAUCAAUAAGGGAAGCCGUCUUUCACUAUUGCAAAACAGAGAAAAAAAAACAUUUUACAUUUAAAGGGGUCCUAUUGUGCUUUGUCAUUUUUUCAACUUUAGUUAGUAUGUAAUGUAAGCUCAAAAAGUAAGCUCAAAGUCCAAAAAUUUUCCGUUCUCUUUGGAGUGUUACAAGCUCUUGGUGCAUAACGAAGAUCUGUAAAGCUUCAAAGACUGAAGUCUCAAAGCCAAAGAGAUAUUCUUUAUAAAAGUUACGAGAGCCACUCCCACCUAAAACGUUUCUAUCUAAUACGCCCCCACGUCUAGAACAGCGUUUCCACCUCUGGAACUUUCCCCAGGAACUAGGGACUGUGGGCUGGGACUCGGUGUGUUUCCACCGCAGGAACCAGGAUCUUAAUAAAGUUCAGGGUAAAAAACAAAUGCCCCUCAAAGUCCCUGCUGGCGGUUCACGCAGCAUUUAUUUGGAUAAUUUUCAAAAUAUUACAAUUAUUGUGUCAUUAAAUGUAGUUUUAAAAGUAUUUCAGUAGUUGUUUAAAACUCAAAUCUGUGGUUUUGACGGUGAGCUCCACACGAUCAGCGAAAGCUCAGUGAUCAUCUAUCCGCUGAGAGCAGCCUCACCUCGGCUAGUGCUUCUGAUGUGUGCCGCUGGAUCUGAUGUCACUUUAGUGGUAAACAUAAAAUAUAAUUCGUUUUAGGUAAAUCUAACAGAUAAUCUUUGGUCUGUAUUCAUUAUAUCUAUAUGUUAAAGUUAAAAUAAAGAGAAGCAAUUGAUAUAAUAUUUUGUUUCAUUAUAAUGGCUGUAUACUGUAAUUCCUCAAAUAAAAAUCUGUAGUCAAAUAAACGCCAGGCCUCUGAUAGUGGCCGGGAGCGUGGUCAACAUGGACAAAUAAAGGCCGGGGGAAAAUUUAUAUGGAUAACCUCCUAAGUGCCUUUCAUAUAAUGUGCAUUCAAGUUCAUCGUAAUGCACAGGUGCCAAUAGAUGGCAGUAGCAACAUUGGAUUUAACACAAGUCUCAUUUAGUGCCAGUGAUGGACUUUUCAACAACUUUAUUGAAAAUGAAUUUGAGGAAAGCAACUUUUUAAGCAAUUUUGUUCACAUUUUGCUUGCAGCUGAAUGUUAUUGGAUACCAGCAGUUGACUGUGCUGGAAGGACUUUUGUCUUUUAACUUUUAACAGAAACCAACAGGUCUGGGGGAGAAUAAUUUUGGAUAAAAAAGUUCCUGGUACAAUUAUUUUGGGUAAUAAAUGCAGCAUUAUCAGUCAUGAUCAGGGCUGGGAAGGUUACUUUUAAAACGUUUUUUACUACAGAUUACAAAAUACAAGCUUUCAAAAGUAAUCCGUAACGUAUUCCAUUAGAUUACCCACGUUUAGUAACUUAAUCAAAAUACUUUAGAAUACUUUGAAAUACUUAAGCUUUGUUACACAAAGGAACAUAUGAACUUGAUGUCUUGUUUUUAUGCUUUCCAACGUCUACCAGCUAUAAUAUAGUUUUCUUUGCAUUUUAUUUUUAAGAACAUCAGUUUUCCACAGAAUUUCUAUGAACAAAUUUUUUUUCAUGUAAUGUAAAUCUUAUAAUCAAUAUAAAUUCAAUCUGAAUACAAUGAAUGGGAUUCUGUACUGUUUCAUGCUGCAUUCCAAGCUUCAAAACGAAUCCAAACACACAAAACACAUAAUAAAAGUAGCUAAAACAACUGGCACAGUUAUACAAUAGAUUUCUUUAAUGAAUGGACCAAACUUUAUGUGAAAAAGAGUCGCAAAAGAAUCCAUUUAACGGCGUUACGUAUUUUGCAAUUAUCUUAAGAAUUGCAAUAGCUGCCUAAAUGUUCAUGUAAAGAAAGAAGGCGUAACUUUUAUUCUCUCUGUUGCCGCUGCUGGCAUGUCGUGGACUUGCUGUGUGUUUCAUUGUGAAAGCCCUGUCCACAUGAACAUGAUUAUUUUUUAAAUCACAGCUUUUUCUACGUGGUUUGGCCAUUCCGUCCACGCGUAAACACAAGUGUCAGGUUACUGAAACUGAUUUUUUAAAACUCCUGCAAGGGUGGAGAAUGUGUUUUUUGAAACUUAAACCACAUAAACAUAUAGCAUUACACAAAAUAAUAAACUGUCCCAGCUAACCAAUCACAGCACACACCGGCCCAGCUAACCAAUCACAGCACACACCGGCCCAUCAAACCAAUCACAGCACACACUGGCCCAGCUAACCAAUCACAGCACACACCGGCCCAGCUAACCAAUCACAGCACACACUGGCCCAGCUAACCAAUCACAGCACACACCGGCCCAGCUAACCAAUCACAGCGCACACCGGCCCAGCUAACCAAUCACAGCGCACACCGGCCCAGCUAACCAAUCACAGCGCACACCGGCCCAGCUAACCAAUCACAGCGCACACCGGCCCAGCAAACCAAUCACAGCACACACCGGCCCAUCAAACCAAUCACAGCACACACCGGCCCAGCUAACCAAUCACAGCACACACCGGCCCAGCUAACCAAUCACAGCACACACCGGCCCAGCUAACCAAUCACAGCACACACCGGCCCAGCUAACCAAUCACAGCACACACCGGCCCAUCAAACCAAUCACAGCACACACCGGCCCAGCUAACCAAUCACAGCACACACCGGCCCAGCUAACCAAUCACAGCACACACCGGCCCAGCUAACCAAUCACAGCACACACCGGCCCAGCUAACCAAUCACAGCACACACCGGCCCAGCUAACCAAUCACAGCACACACCGGCCCAGCAAACCAAUCACAGCACACACCGGCCCAGCUAACCAAUCACAGCACACACCGGCCCAGCUAACCAAUCACAGCACACACCGGCCCACCUAACCAAUCACAGCACACACCGGCCCAGCUGAAACUGGCCCAGCUAACCCAUUGCAGCACAUUUUACAUUUCAGAAGGCGGUCCUUCUUUUGAUACAGCAACUAUUCGCGACAUUCAUGCCAGACUGGGGAGACAAGUGUUAUAAUAAUGUAAAAUAUGUGAAAGAUAAUGUUUUUCAAUACAAUCCUCGAAUAAGAGAGCCUGUUCUAGUACACCCCUAAAACAAAAUGUCAAGACUUUGUAAAAGAUCAUUGUAGGCCAGGCAAGGCAGGUUUAUUUAUAUAGCACGUUUCGUACACAAUGGUAAUUAAAAGUGCUUUACAUAAAAGAAAGUAAAACUUGUAAAAUGCAUAACUUGUAGCGUAUUUUCUUCGUUAAACAAACAAAAUGACCAAUAAAAACAAGUGUCAAGCACCAGAAGUAGCCCAUAUUAAAUUAUGUUUAAUUGAAAAUAUGCAUUUUCCUACACACACACACACACACAUAUAUAGCCAAAUUUUUUUGUAAUCCUUAGUAGAGCCCUGCACGGGCCUCAAAUCUAGGCCCGAGCCCAGCCCUGGCCCGAGACGCUCAGGCCCUAGCCCGACCCGUGUCCGACAGCUCAUCAGAAUUAUCAGCCCGAGUCCGACACGAGCCCGUGUUUUUAUUUAUUUAUUUUAUUACACAGCGGAAGCCUGCCCUAUUUGCUUAAAAAAGGUGGCAGUUUUGUGUUAUGUUUCUUUUAGUUUCUUUAUCAAGUUAAUUUAGAAAAAUGGAGCAUUUUAUUUUUUUAAAUGACGAUUAACGUUAAACAGCCGAGUCGACAGCGAGUAGCCUAAAACAUAUUUAAUCAAUUAAGCCUCUCAAAUGAACGCUAAUACUUUACUUGGCUACAAUAAAAUCCAUAUAUAAAACACUUCAAGCUUAUCACACAGUUAGUAUAAUAAAUGUUUA